Messenger RNA from Manihot esculenta (cassava), 1103 nucleotides. Its product is annotated as ABA-inducible protein PHV A1. NCBI's taxonomy places the organism in Eukaryota, Viridiplantae, Streptophyta, Magnoliopsida, Malpighiales, Euphorbiaceae. The transcript has 2 exons. The record is from RefSeq and is a predicted model, not a curated record. The coding region runs from base 32 to 841 and encodes 269 amino acids.
UAUUCUCUUUCAUUGCUGCAUAUACGUGACAAUGGCUUCUAGGGUUUUGAUUUCGUUGGUGCUUGUGAUGCUAUUAACGCUUGUUAUCGGUUGUAAUAGCUCCGGUAACGCCGACCAUCUUCCCGUGACAAGCGACGAGAGUGAGGACUUAGAAGUGAAGGGAAAGGCGCAAGAAGCAACAGAGGAGACGCAAGAAGCAGCAGAAAAGGCGAAAGAAAAAUCGGAGUCGUGGACUGGAUGGGCUAAAGGAAAAUUCUCCGAGACAAUUGGACGAAAACAUGAUCAAGUUAAGAAAGCUUCUGAUGAAGUCGCCGACUCUGCUCAGAAAGCCAAAGAGGAGGCACAUGAAAAAGCUGGAGACGUGAAGGAUGCUGCGAGUACGGCAAAGGAGAAGAUCAGUAAAAUGACGAAUGCAGCUAAGGAAAAGCUUGAUGCUACAGUUGGUGCAGCUAAAGAGAAGGCUAGUGAAGCUGCAGCAGGAGCAAAAGAAAAGGCUCACGAGGCAAAGGAAGGAGCGGCAGAGAAAGCGGAGGAGUUAAAGAACAAGGCUAGAGAGACAAGUGAUGCGGCCCAGGAAAAGGCUUCCCAGAAGGCGGAGGAGGCGAAGGAGCGGGCAGCCGAGAAUGCUGAAAGUGCAAAAGAGGCGGCGAAGGAAAUGGGGAAGAAGGUAAGGGAAAAGCAAGCGGAAACAGAGGAGCAUGUAGAGAGGGCCAAAGACGAGAUCAAGGAGGGGCUUGAUACAGCCAAACAAAAAGCUGGGGAGAACUUAGAAUCUGCGAAGAAGAAAGCGCAGGAGCUCAAGUCUAAUGAAGGUGGCAAGGCGGCAGAUGAAGAGCUUUGAACUGUUUCAAAAUGACUUGCUCUUGAAUCAGGGAUGUGUUGUUUUGGUUUUCUAUUUUGUUUUGGUGUUUCUCUUGUGAAUAUUAUGGUAUCCGUAUACUAAUGUUAUAAAAACAAAAAAAAACAAAAAAAGGGGAAGAUCAUGUAUCAUUGGUUACUAGUAGAAAUAGAAUCAGCUGUGGCCAGCCGAAAUAUGUUUUAGGGCAAUGUUACAUUUAUAUCGAUUUUGAAGUUUUAUACAGUAGACUAUCAAAUAAAUGAGA